AUGAAUUAACUGCACUCAAUAUUUUUCACAUUAAUUAUUAGAUUUGUGGUCGUGUUCUUCAUGUAAGAGGACAAAGGCCUUAUAUUCAUGAUAAUUGAUUAGUUCAAUUAAUUUAUGAAUAGAUAUUUCCUUAUCAUAGGCAUAUCUAAUGACUUAUAAUAAAAAAAUAAUCGGAACAUAAAGCCAGGCAAAUAUUUUCAUGAAAAACUAAAAGUAGGUAAAAUAACUUUCUAAAAUAUAGUUACAAACUUAUUGAGUGAUUGGUGCAUUAAGUAUCAGCAGAACCAAACAAUUUCAAAUUAUUACAAAUGUGAUGCAUGA
This is a messenger RNA of Paramecium pentaurelia, 321 nucleotides long. The record is from the annotation of a GenBank genome assembly. Lineage: Eukaryota; Ciliophora; Oligohymenophorea; Peniculida; Parameciidae.